Molecule: messenger RNA, 1128 nt
Organism: Dacryopinax primogenitus
Lineage: Eukaryota; Fungi; Basidiomycota; Dacrymycetes; Dacrymycetales; Dacrymycetaceae
Exons: 1
Source: RefSeq, a predicted model, not a curated record
CCCACCAGGGCCACUGUGAUUGGCAUCAUCCUCUCCUCAGACAAGACCCAGCUCGCCAACUUCCGCUCAAAUUCUACUGCGUGGCCUGUGUAUAUGUCAAUUGCCAACAUUCACAAGGAUUUCCGGCGGAAAAUCAACAACCGUGCCAUGGUCCUCCUUGGAUAUCUCCCCACGGCCAAGCUCAGAGAAAUCGAGCACACAACUGACCGUGCGAUCCGCCUUCACGAUCUCUUUCAUCAUUGCAUGACACAUUUGCUCCAAGAGCUUCGUACUCUUGGGGCCGAAGGAAUCAUGAUGGUGUGUCCCGACAAGAAGCUCCGGCAUAUUUAUCCUGUCGUGGUAUCUUACAUUGCGGAUCAUCCAGAACAGUGCCUGGUGGUUGGCUGCAGACAAAACCGGUGCCCCCUGUGUCUCGUCAAUUGGAAGGAAAGGAGUCAACCUCUUGUAGGAGCCCCCCGACAAAUGAAUGUGUACUCGUACUUCAGAGAAACCUCUGAGUCACUCCGAGAGUACUACAAUCGUUGUUCUCUGGCAGGAAUGGUCGCAAUCACUCAGCCCUUUUGGGAACAGCUACUUCACUGCGACAUCUUCUCCAGUAUUACACCGGACAUUUUGCAUGAGCUGCACAAGGGCUUGUUUGGAGAUCAUCUCCGAGACUGGUUAGCUGAGGUCAUUGGAUAUGGACAGCUCGACCACUGCUACCGGAGCAUGCUACCACACGACAAUCUCAUCCACUUCCCCCAAGGUAUCAUGUACCUUGACAAGAUUACUGGCACCGAAUAUAAGAAUAUGGAGAAAACUUUCUGUGGGGCUAUUGGCGGUCUCACACCACAUCAUCUUCAGCAUCCGACACGUGCCCUCAUUGACAUGAUCUACCUUUCUCAGCUGCCUCUACAUACCACAUCGACCCUGAACAAGCUUCAAGCAUGUUGGGAAGAAUUUCACGCCCACAAAGAAGUGUUCGUCGAGUAUUUCGCAUGCAAGAACUUCAAUUUCCCCAAAAUGCACAAGCCAAAUCACCAUAUUUCUUCGAUCCAGUCCAGAGGAACCUUGGACAACUUCAGCACAGAGCUCCUCGAGCAUCUCCACAUCUCUCUAGCCAAGGACGCCUACCGUGCCGGUAACUGA